This is a messenger RNA of Corticium candelabrum, 2998 nucleotides long. RefSeq names its product zinc finger MYM-type protein 1-like. The record is from RefSeq and is a predicted model, not a curated record. The coding region runs from base 1083 to 2642 and encodes 519 amino acids. Gene Ontology annotation, molecular function: protein dimerization activity. The transcript has a single exon. NCBI's taxonomy places the organism in Eukaryota, Metazoa, Porifera, Homoscleromorpha, Homosclerophorida, Plakinidae.
GCGGCCAUGGCCGCACCACUUUUUGUAGCCUCGCCUAGCCAGACCCUUCUCUGCGCGAGCGAAAGAGAGAGAAGAGGAAAAACAAACACAUAUAAGGAGGCAUUCAAUUUGAAACCAGACUGACAGACAUUCACACACACGUACACGCACACACACACACACACACACACACACACACACACACACACACACACACACACACACACACACACACACACACACACAGGUAGACAUACAGAGGGCCUGGGUACGAGGCUACCCUCUUCUUGGCCUCAGAUAACGCGCGUUAUUGACAAUGGCGAAAGCUCCUCAUCCGGCUUCUUUCUUUCUCCGCCAAUGUCCUGUUAUUGGAAAGAAAAACCAUACAAGAUCAACGCCUUCUUUAAGUGAGUCACCUCACCAGCCUACUGCCAUUCAGUUUCCAAAGCGCCAAUUUGGGAAGAAAAGCGUCGUGUACAGGCCAUUUCAGCCGGCAUGGUUUUUGAGGUAACUAGUUGAGAAACAUAUUGUUAAGUUAAUUAAGCUGUAUAGUGUAGUGUACCACGCCUUUCUUCCUUUCAACUUUUGUCAGUAAUAACUGAUUAGCUAACGGUUUCAGGUGGCAGUGGCUUCACUACGUGGAAGGUGAGGACAAAGUAUACUGUCAUACGUGCGUAAAGGCGUACAAGGAAAAGAAGCUUGUGGCACCCAACUUGGAGUGGUCUUUUAUAUCUCAUGGUUAUACUAAUUGGAAAGACGCCACAGUUAACUUUGCCAAACAUGAGCAGUCUACCUGUCAUGAAGAUGCAGCACUAAAGAUACUGUCUGCUGGCAAGACAAUACCCGAUGUGGGUGAAAGUUUGUCAUCACAGCAUGCCGUGGAGAAAGAAGAACGGCGAGUUUGUUUAUUAAAAAUCAUACAGAAUAUACGUUUUCUUUCACGUCAAGGCUUGGCCUUGCGAGGUGAUGGCAAUGAAGAUGAUUCCAAUUUUUCCCAGCUUCUAAGACUCCGUGCAGUUGAUAGUGAAAGUCUUUCUACGUGGCUGACUAGAAAGACUGACAAGUACACAUCUCCUGAAAUACAAAACGAGCUGCUGAAGCUAAUGGCAUUGAAAGUUUUAGAGAAAGUUGCUGACAAACUUCACAGUGCCAAGUUUUUCACUAUCAUGGCUGACGAAACAACUGACUCCUCUAAUAGAGAGCAGGUAGUUAUUUGCUUACGCUGGGUGGAUCAGUGGUUUGCUGCACAUGAGGAGUUCAUUGGACUGCAUGUGGUAGAUACUGUUGAUGCUAAGACAAUAGUCCAUGUCGUUAGAGAUGUUUUACUUAGACUGAAUUUAUCUCUGAACAAAGCCAGAGGACAAUGCUAUGACGGAGCAGGAGCUAUGGCUGGUAGGAGACAGGGCGUGGCAAAGCAGAUUUCUCAAGAAGAACCUAGAGCAAUUUACACUCACUGUUAUGGUCACGCUUUGAACUUAGCUUGUUCUGAUACGGUGAAGCGCUGUGACUGCAUGCACAAUUCUUUGACCACUGCAUAUGAAAUCAUGAAAUUGAUAAAAAAGUCACCGAAGAGAGAUGCUUGUUUACGGCAACUGAAGGACGUCCAUUCACCAGACACCCCUGGGCUCAGGGUGCUAUGUCCAACUAGGUGGACAGUAAAGGCAAAGUCUCUACAAAGCAUUGUAGACAACUACUCAGCAAUUCAGGAACUCUGGGAAGAAUCACUGGGUGACGUCAAAGAGACGGAAAUGAGAGGACGAAUUUUGGGAGUCUCAGCCCAGAUGAAGACGUUUUCUUUUCUCUUUGGAGUUAUGCUGGGAAGAUUGCUGUUUAGUCAUAGUGACAACCUCAGUAGAACUCUUCAACAUACAAACUUUUCAGCUGCCCAAGGACAAGCAGUUGCAUCAAUGACAGUCAGGACUUUGGAAUCUAUGAGAGAAGAUAGUGGAUUUGAGGCAUUUUGGAAGAAGGCAACUGAAACUGCUAGAGAAAUGAUUGUAGGAGAACCUCAGGCACCUCGGCGUAGAAAACGACCACGUAGGCUAGAUCAUUGGAAUGCAGAGCCAGAGUUUCCAGAAACUGCACAGGCCCACUAUAGGAGGAUUUACUUUGAAGCUUUUGAUUUGAUCAUAUCAUGUAUCAAAGAUCGGUUUGACCAACCUGGUUACAGGACAUAUAGCAAUCUUGAAACGUUGUUGCUAAAAAGUGCUGUGAAUGCAGCAUGUGAAGAUGAAUUAAGAGCAGCUCUUGAUCUGUAUUCAGGGGAUUUCAAAUCUGAUUUGCUAAAGACACAACUAGCUAUAUUUGGUACUGACUUCAGUGGUCAUGUACAAGAGGGAUAUCCUGUCACAUUAAUGGAUGUGGUCCAAUAUUUCAAGAAACUGAGUGACGCUGAGAAAGAGCUACUGAGUGAAGUCUCAACAUUAGUUCGGUUGAUUCUUGUAAUGCCAGCUACGAAUGCAGUAAGCGAACGCUCAUUCAGUGCAAUGAGACGAAUCAAGACUUACCUUCGAAGCACAAUGAGCCAAAUCAGGCUUAAUAAUUGUAUGGUACUGCACGUUCACAAGGACCUUACUGAUGAUUUAGAUUUAGCAGAGAUUGGGAAUAGGUUCGUAGCAGGGUCUGAGCACAGGGAAUCACUAUUUGGAAAGUUUACUAAAUAAUCAUUAUUAAUUGGAGCAUUGGUCUCUUGCUUUAACGCGCACUAAAUUAAAAGCCACGCCCUUUACCGUGCGUUAGGCCGUACCACUUUUUAUUUGCUUCCUACGGGCCUGCUGCGAAGUGAUUCCCCGUACUUCAGAAAGAGUAGCGAUGCUCCCGAGUCGAUCGCUACACUCCCGACACCCAAUAAUUGUUCCCUUCUGUCCCACUCUUUCCGUCUAGUCAUCUUUUCCUCCUUCCCCUCGUUUUAAGCGUCCUCAUGUCGGUCUUAACUAUUGCUACCGUAAAUGUCAAUGGUCUUCGUAACCCGUCCAAGCGUUUUGCUCUAAAUCGCUUUCUCUGUUCUCUCCAAGUUGAU